This is a messenger RNA of Chroicocephalus ridibundus (black-headed gull), 1600 nucleotides long. RefSeq names its product interleukin 2 receptor subunit gamma (gene IL2RG). Gene Ontology annotation, biological process: cytokine-mediated signaling pathway. The record is from RefSeq and is a predicted model, not a curated record. NCBI's taxonomy places the organism in Eukaryota, Metazoa, Chordata, Aves, Charadriiformes, Laridae. Gene Ontology annotation, cellular component: membrane; external side of plasma membrane. Gene Ontology annotation, molecular function: cytokine receptor activity; protein binding. The transcript has 8 exons. The coding region runs from base 77 to 1144 and encodes 355 amino acids.
UGUGCGGAAGCCAGCAGCCCUGCGCGGUGGGCUGUGCGGGGAGCUUGUUCGCACGCGCGCCACAGCUGGCCCCGCCAUGGCGGUGCCCAGCGCCUUCCUGGCAUCUGUCCUCCUCCUCCUCUGCGGGCUGGGCCCCUGCCUUGCCACUGCCCAUGGCUCUCCAGGGGUGGAGUGUGUCUUCUUCAAUGAGGAGUACAUGACCUGCACAUGGGGCAGCAAAGAGAAGCUCACAGCCAACUACUCCCUCUACUACUGGUACGAGAACAGGUCCCCCAUGGUGGAGUGCAAGCACUACCUGCAGGACCAGGGCAUCAGCAUCGGCUGCUACUUCAACCAGAGCGAGAUCAUCCAGUUCCAGCCUUUCCGUGUCCUCCUCAAUGCCACCUCCAGUGGCAAGACCCUGGAGGUCCUCAGUGAGCGCAUGGAGCUGCAGGACUUGGUGAAACCAGAUGCACCCGUCAACCUGACCAUCCGCAACAUGAGCGGCAACCAGCUGCGUCUGACUUGGAGCUCCCCGUACCCCAAAGGCCAGUGCCUGGAGCAUGCCGUCAAGUACAAGAGCAACAAGGACACCAGCUGGACGGAGCACCGGGUGAACGGAGACAUCUUCUCCUUCCCCAGCGUGGACUAUGAGAAGUACUACACCUUCUACGUGCGCAGCAAGAUCAACAGCUACUGCGGCAGCACCCAGCUCUGGAGCGAGUGGAGCGUCCCCAUGGUGUGGGGCAGCAAUUCCACCAGCAAAGGUGCAGUGCUGGAGCACCUGUCCUGGUUCUGGAUCCACACGGUCUUUAUUCCCAUUGCCUCCUGCCUGCUCUUGCUGGUCCUUGUCGUCCUGCUGGUGCGCAUGGAAAGGGUAUGGGUCAUCCUCAUGCCCCGAAUCCCCAACCCCAGCAAGAACUUCGAUGAGCUCUUCAUCACCCACAAUGGCAACUUCCAGGAAUGGGCUGGAGUCCCCAAAGACGUCGUGGAGAGCUUCAAGCCCAACUACAGUGAGAACAUCUGCUAUGUGAGCGAGCUGCCCCCCAAGGACAGCUACGAGCCCCUCCGGGAGGGCAACAGCCACCUGCUGCCUGUGACACCCGGGGCCCUGGCCACCCCCCAGGAGCACAGCCCCUAUAAGAACAGCUACCCGGGAGUGUGACACACUCCUGCAGUCCCGCGCCCUGCAUGCUCCGCACCCCCGCUGCCCCAGACCUUGCCAUCCCACCGGCCUCGCUCCCCGUGCCCACUCUGCCUCUGCCAAAUGCCCGGGACCCCUGGCCCUGCUCCCUGCCACGGCCACACGCAGCUCCUGCGACACGGUGGCACACCGGAGCUGCCGGCGGCUCGCCGAUCCCCCCUCCCUGCUCCGAGGUGCUCACAAGCACACCCAGGGACAUGUCCCCACACCCUGUCCCCGUUGUGCCCCGCCGCCCUGUCCCCAUCCCUGCUGUCCCAUGCCCAUCACUCUUGUGCCCUGCUGUGUGGUGUAUGAGGGCACGGACUCCGGCUGUGAUAAGCAUGAAAUCAUUUAUUGCUUCUCAAGCCUCGGCUUUUAUACCCGAGCUCUAAAACUUCCCAUGCACCUGCUAGGCAAGUAAACACAUAUUUCAGAUCA